Messenger RNA from Lasiosphaeria miniovina, 1074 nucleotides. RefSeq lists its product as uncharacterized. Lineage: Eukaryota; Fungi; Ascomycota; Sordariomycetes; Sordariales; Lasiosphaeriaceae. The transcript has 11 exons. The record is from RefSeq and is a predicted model, not a curated record. Bases 1 to 1074 code for a protein of 357 amino acids.
AUGCCUCCUGGUAUCGGCUUUGACCCAUUCCAACUCUAUUCACCGGCCAAUGUCACUGUUGCAGACAAUGAAUUCGAGUCCGUUCUGGGCCACACUCUAGCCACAGUUCCCCCGAUCGUCUUCAUCUGCCACAGCCUUGGUGAUAUUGUUCUCAAGACGGCGCUCAUGGUAGCGGGCGAUCAACGUCGCGUUGUGUCGCGAUGCAACCUUAGGGGGGGUGAUGAAUACUGUGGGGGCCUGAUGAAAUUGUCGAUAUCUACUCUGCAACGAUGGGUACUGGGGCAUCCGGACCAUCAAUACCUGGCGCACUGGGCUCGCUUCGGCGGACAGCAGGUAAGGAAGUGCCUCGGGAAACCGUACCCCCAUGCUCUCGGCUUCCAAUACCACGAGCAUGCACCUCCCUCAGCCCACACCGACGCCGGUAAUUUGCACGAUCUUGAUGUCCAAAUCGGUACUACGCCGCAUUCAGUCUUUUAUCAGAACCCUCGGCAUUCCAGCUCUUCCAUUAUAACACAUUUGGGAUCCAAGCGUCUCGCCCAACCCAACGCCGACCAAGCUAGGAGCUCGUGGCAGAGCCAAGACGCGAUCCAAGCGAAGCAGAGGCUAGGCCCAUUUGAUGAUCGCAAGAAAUUAGACGAGGAGAUGAGCAUUACUAAGAUGUUGAUUGCCGUGUACGACCAGCUGGCGCGGUGCUGCUUGAGCAUGUGCAAUUCACCGGCAGACGCGUCCCCGCCCGCCCGGGAGAGGCAGAUAGGGGAUCUGAACAAGGCGAGGGACUUUGCCCGGCGAAGUGAGAAGCUGGUUGCCAAUCAAGUGGAUAGAUUCCGUCCUAGCGGGCUCGGUCUGGGCUAUGCAUCAGUACCGAGAUUUAGGCGCGAGUUGAAGUUGCUAGAGGAUGAGCUAUCGACUCUACAGGCUUCAGGACACCGCGGCGUUGAGGGUCUUCUUACCAGCAUCAAGAUGAUCGAGAGGGCGAAUACCUCGCUAGAAUCCAGGGGGUGGCUGCUCGCACACGAUGGGCUUGUCUGCAGCCGGAUGGGAUUGAGAGCUUGCGACCGCCUGGGCACGAAGUAA